CGGCAUCAAUCUCAUCACGUCGAAUCAAUUUUCCCAUCGCUCCUCCUCUCCACUCCUCUCUCACAUACUUACACCAUGCUCCGCAACGUUAUUAGAGCUACUGCUGUGCCAAGGGUACAAACACGUAUCGCCCUUCCUGCCUUGGCCCGCUCAAUCCAUAUCUCUUCUAGUACUCUUGGUAAGAAUACAAACGAUUACCGUGCUAAUCGCGAGAAGUUCCCAGAGGAUGAGGAUUCGACUCGCUUCAUCCCUGGACAGGGCCCUACGAUCUUGGACAAGGCAUCCAAGUCCCUGCUUUUGACUGAGUUAGUUCGUGGCAUGUGGGUUGUUCUCGAGUCCAUGUUCAGACCCCCCUAUACGCUUAUGUAUCCCUAUGAGAAGGGUGCUCUUUCACCCCGUUUCCGAGGAGAGCACGCUCUUCGACGCUAUCCAUCAGGAGAGGAGCGUUGCAUUGCUUGUAAACUUUGUGAGGCUAUCUGUCCCGCACAGGCCAUUACUAUUGAGGCAGAGCCUCGCGAGGAUGGAUCGCGUCGCACGACUCGCUACGAUAUUGACAUGACCAAAUGUAUUUAUUGCGGAUUCUGUCAGGAAGCUUGUCCUGUCGAUGCUAUUGUUGAGGGACCCAACUAUGAGUACGCUACUGAAACGCACGAGGAACUUUUGUAUAACAAGGAGAAGCUAUUGGCCAAUGGUGAUAAAUGGGAGGUUGAGUUGGCACGUAACAUCGAGGCUGAUCAUCUUUAUCGCUAAAAAGAAAAGGAAGAAAAAAGACUACAAUAUAAUCUUGUUGACAAUUACAACACCCAAAGUACAAUCACUUUAUCACACAUAUGCAAAACAUGAACACCGUUACAAUCAUGAUCCUAGAGAAGCGAAUUUUUUAUUACUG
Molecule: messenger RNA, 889 nt
Organism: Lobosporangium transversale
Lineage: Eukaryota; Fungi; Mortierellomycota; Mortierellomycetes; Mortierellales; Mortierellaceae
Exons: 3
Coding region: 76-750 (224 amino acids)
Biological process (GO): mitochondrial electron transport, NADH to ubiquinone; mitochondrial respiratory chain complex I assembly
Cellular component (GO): membrane
Molecular function (GO): 4 iron, 4 sulfur cluster binding; NADH dehydrogenase activity
Source: RefSeq, a predicted model, not a curated record